This is a messenger RNA of Loxodonta africana (African savanna elephant), 399 nucleotides long. RefSeq names its product interferon omega-2-like. Bases 1 to 399 code for a protein of 132 amino acids. The transcript has a single exon. Gene Ontology annotation, biological process: defense response. Gene Ontology annotation, cellular component: extracellular region. The record is from RefSeq and is a predicted model, not a curated record. NCBI's taxonomy places the organism in Eukaryota, Metazoa, Chordata, Mammalia, Proboscidea, Elephantidae. Gene Ontology annotation, molecular function: cytokine receptor binding.
AUGGCCCCCCGACACCCUUUUAACUCAGUACUGAAAUCAUUCCUGAGCCAAAAGAAGAGACGCCCCACUGACUUCUGCCUGGAUGACAGAAAGGAGUUCAGGUUCCCCCAGGAGAUGGUGGAUGGCAGCGAGCUCCAGAAGGCCCAGGCCAUCUCUGUCCUCCACAAGAUGCCCCAGCAGAUCUUCGACCUCUUCCGUACAAAUGUCUCCUUUGCUGCUUGGAACACUACCUGCCUGCACCAGCUCCUCAGUGGACUCCUUAAACAGCAGACAGACCUGGAGACCUGCUUCAUGCAGGCAAUGGAAGAGGAAAAAUCUGUCCUGCCCGUUGAGGGCCCUGAAGUGGCUGUGAAGAGGUACUUCCAGGGAAUCUGUCUCUAUCUGAAAGAGAAGGAAUAG